This is a messenger RNA of Cordyceps militaris CM01, 387 nucleotides long. RefSeq lists its product as uncharacterized. The record is from RefSeq and is a predicted model, not a curated record. The coding region runs from base 1 to 387 and encodes 128 amino acids. The transcript is spliced from 2 exons. Lineage: Eukaryota; Fungi; Ascomycota; Sordariomycetes; Hypocreales; Cordycipitaceae.
AUGAACUCGCAGUACGCUUCGCACGGUCGUGGUGGCGCAGGCAAUAUGUCCGACGCCAAAGCUUCACCAAAACUCCAGCCAUCUGACCUGGAGACCCCGACGCUCAAGACACCGAUUGUUACGACUGGGCGCGGGGGCACGGGUAAUAUGGCCAAGAACAAGGACCCCAUCGAAACUCGUUUGCGCCAGGAUGUCAGACCUGUUCCUCGUCGCCACAGCAGUGGCACCCAGCACACAGGCCGAGGCGGUGCUGGUAACAUUUUCAAGGACGACACCGAAGAAGUGACCCGUACCACAAGUCGCGAGCAAGCCAUUGUCGAUGAUACAGAGCGCCCUGAGACACCAUCUAAGCUUCGAAAAGGCUGGCCCUUCGGCAAGAAGGCGUAA